Messenger RNA from Aspergillus nomiae NRRL 13137, 1143 nucleotides. Its product is annotated as porphobilinogen deaminase. Gene Ontology annotation, cellular component: cytoplasm. Lineage: Eukaryota; Fungi; Ascomycota; Eurotiomycetes; Eurotiales; Aspergillaceae. Gene Ontology annotation, biological process: heme biosynthetic process. The transcript is spliced from 3 exons. The annotation marks the transcript as partial. The record is from RefSeq and is a predicted model, not a curated record. Gene Ontology annotation, molecular function: hydroxymethylbilane synthase activity.
AGUUUUUCGGCAGCCUCCAGCCUGACGUUACGCCACUCCUCCUCCCAUUACAUAUUGCUCUGUCGUUUAACCGACUCUCCUCGGAGGGAUUAUCAUUUUACGAGCAGUUUCGCAGAUUCUGUACUCUUGAGAGGACAUAGUGCAAUACUCUCGCUUUCAAGUGUCGCCAUGGCCUCUGCAUCGAACCCCGCCUCUGGCGCCGCCAACCCCUCAUCGCGCAAAACAUUCACCGUUGGGACUCGCAAGUCUAAACUUGCCCUUUCGCAAACUGAUCUGGUGGUCUCGGCACUUAAGGAGGUUUACCCUAACUAUGAAUUCAAAAUACACUCGCAGGAAACUGCCGGCGAUUUGAACACAACCAUUGCUUUUCGAGAAUUUACGACUAAGAACCUAUGGACAGAGGAGUUAGAGCAACACUUAAUGGCCGGCAAUGUGGACUUAAUUGUUCACUCAUUAAAAGAUGUACCAACUACCCUACCCCCCGCGUGUACACUGGGCCCUAUGAUGGAGCGUGAAGAUUCCAGGGAUGUCCUGGUCAUCAAGAAAGGGCUACCGAACAUGUCUUUAUCCGAUUUGCCUGCAGGAUCCGCCGUCGGCACCUCUUCCAUCCGCCGUACUGCUCAAUUGGCCUUGAAAUACCCUCACCUAAAGGUUAUUGAUGUGCGCGGGAAUAUCGGUACACGACUCUCCAAACUAGAUGCGGAAGAUUCACCUUAUACUUGCAUUAUCCUGGCAGCCGCCGGUUUACUUAGACUAGGUCUCGAUGAUCGCAUCUCGCAGUACCUGGACUCGAAAAACGGUGGUAUGCUUUAUGCAGUCGGCCAGGGUGCGUUGGGCAUCGAAAUUCGAAAGGAUGAUCAGCACCGCGGAGCGAAGUCUGCUACGAACCUUGAAGGCGGCUGCAGUGCGCCACUUGGGGUUGAAACCGAAUGGAUUAAAUCCUCCGACGGUGCGAAGAAGCUCCGAAUGAGGUCCAUCGUUGUCAGCGUGGAUGGUAAGGAAAGCGCUGAGGUCGAAAUCGAUGGAAAUGUCGACUCCGUUCAAGCUGCUGAGGAUUUUGGCGUGACUGUUGCCAAGGAAUUAGUAGUCAAGGGAGCAGGGAAGAUCCUCGAGGAUAUCCAGCGUAAUAAGCAGGCGGCUUGA